This is a messenger RNA of Schistosoma turkestanicum, 3663 nucleotides long. The record is from the annotation of a GenBank genome assembly. Lineage: Eukaryota; Metazoa; Platyhelminthes; Trematoda; Strigeidida; Schistosomatidae.
AUGUCAGAAAACUCAUCAUUAGAUUCAUCACUACCUAAUAGUGCACGACGUAAACAUCAUUACAAAACGCCAACUGGUAGUAGUCAUAAAGAUAUAUCGAUUACAUUUGCAUUGGCUGACAAUCGUCAAAAUAAUUAUUUUGAUAAACAACAUAGCAAAAGAACUGCUUUUGUAUACGAUGAACGUAUGUUAUUGCAUAAAAAUGUAUGGUUUCCGAAUUUUGUGGAAUGUCCUGAACGAUUUUCUACAACAAUUGAUAAAUGUACAAUUUAUGGACUGUUAUCACGUUGUUUAAUUAUCAAUCCUGAACCAGCAAAUAAUGAUUUGCUUAGACUUUAUCACCAGACAGAAUAUAUUGAACAAAUUAAUCGAACGAAAACCAUGACAGAUAAUGAAUUAAAACAACUUAGUUCAACAUUAGAUUCUGUUUAUUUUAAUGAGCAUACAGAUUUAUCUGCCAGAUUAUCUGUUGGAUCAUGGAUACAAGCUGUUGAUUUGAUACAUUCUGGAGAGGAUGUAAGAAAUGCUUUCUGUUUAGUCAGACCUCCAGGUCAUCAUGCAUUGACCAAUGAGGCGUGUGGCUUUUGUAUUUAUAAUAAUGUUGCAAUUGCAGUGAAUUAUGCCAUUGAACAAUUCAAUUAUAAUCGUAUACUGAUCAUUGAUUGGGAUGUACAUCAUGGAAAUACUACACAAUAUGCAUUUUAUGAUAAUCCAAAAGUUCUAUUCAUAUCAAUUCAUCGAUAUGAUAAUGGAGAAUAUUGGCCUAAUCUACGUGAAUCCAAUUAUGAUUUUAUUGGUACUGGUCGUGGUCGUGGAUUCAAUGUGAAUGUUGCAUUGAACGAUAAAGAUAUUGGCGAUUCCGAUUACUUGACUAUAUUUCAUCGAAUCGUUCUGCCUUUAGCUUAUGAAUUUGAUCCAGAAUUAAUAUUUGUUUCCGCUGGCUAUGAUUCUGCAUUUGGUUGUCCUGUAGGUCAAUUAAAUCUUAGUCCAUCGUUGUUUGCUCAUCUUACGCAUAAACUUAUGGCGUUAGCGGAAGGCAAAAUUAUUGUCGGUUUAGAAGGUGGUUAUAAUUUGGAUACACUAAGUGAAUCAAUUGGUCAUACUUUAUCAGCUUUAUUAGGUGAUCCAAUGCCAUCAUUGGAUCCAAUGAAACCAAUUAAUCCAAGUGUAUUACAAACAAUCUCCAAUUGUAUAUCAACGCUAAGUUAUCGAUGGAAAUUUUUACAUAUUUAUCCUUUAUUAAAUGAUCAUGUUUUAUCACCGGAUUUAAGUCAUUUAAAAUUACAAAGUUGGUCAGAUGUAAAAGUCCCAAAUUUUGAACCAACCGAUAAACAACAUGAUAUUGAAAAUAAAUUAAUCAUCGAUAAAAAAUUUGAAUAUUUAAAAAAUACACAUCCGAUUGCUGGUAAUAAUCGAAUAUCUGGAACUUGCUUAGUUUAUGAUAGUCGUAUGGAAAAUCAUCAGAAUGAAGAAGAUCCAACUUAUCCAGAAAAUCCAGAACGUAUCAAACAUGCCUAUGCUGUUUUAAAACAAUACGGUCUUGCACGUCGUUGUAAACAUAUUGAAGCACGUUAUGCAACUCGAACAGAAUUAUUACGUGUACAUACAGAAGAUUAUUUGAAUACAAUUGCUGCAACAGUGAAUAUGAAUCAAACUGUAUUGAAUGAUUUAGGCGCUACAGAAAAUUCAGUUUAUUUCAAUCCGCAUACCUAUGAUAAUGCUCGUUUGGCUAGUGGUUCUCUGUUAGCAGUAAUUGAUGAAGUUUGUUCAGGCGAGAGUUUAAAUGGUUUGGCAUUAAUUCGUCCACCGGGACAUCAUGCUUUAAAAGAUCGUUGUAUGGGAUUUUGUUUCUUCAAUAAUAUAGCCGUUGGAGCUAGACAUGCUCAACAAGUUUAUGGAUUAGAACGAAUUGCGAUUAUCGACUGGGAUGUUCAUCAUGGUAAUGGAACAGCGGAAAUAUUCGCAGAUGAUCCAAAUAUCCUAUACAUAUCAGUGCAUCGUUUUGAUCAUGGACGUUAUUUUCCAAAUAGUGAUUUUAGUUCCAGUCAAUUUUGUGGUACCGAUGAAGGAUUAGGUCGAACAAUUCACGUUGCAUGGAAUGGGAGAGACGUUAAAGAUGGUGAUUAUAUUGUUGCAUUUACAAAUAUUAUCAUCCCUGUUUUAUAUGAAUUUCGACCACAGUUGAUUUUAGUCUCAGCUGGUUUUGAUGCUGCUCAAGGUGAUACAUUGGGUCGAUUAAAUGUAUCCCCGGAAUGUUUUGCUCAUUUAACUCAUUUACUAAUGACUGUUGUACAUUUAAAUCCAUCUGUGUAUACAUUAAAUAAUUCUGUCAAGAAAAAUACUUCUACUUCUACUUCAUCACCAACAACAACAACUGAUAAAAUCAUUACAUCGAUGUCAUCAACAAUCAGACAAACACGUCAACGUAUACAACAUGAAAAAUCAAUUUCUUAUGCUGGUGGUUUAAUACUUGCUUUAGAAGGUGGUUAUCAACUGAAUGCGCUAUCAUUAUGUAUUGCACAUUGUACUGCUGUCUUAUUAGGUGAUCCUUGUCCACGGUUAUCAACAUCAUUACUCUCGAUAUCUGACAAAAGUUGUAAAUCUAUGCAACAAACCAUUCAAGUUCAAUCGAACUAUUGGAAUAUGCUUCAAGGUUUCGAUCCAGUCGAUCGUCUGUAUGAUCAAGAUUUAAUACGUCGACCUGUAAUUGGUAGAAACACACGACAAAAUCCACAAAAUACUAAUACUACUAAUAUGAAUAUUAGUAGUAGUAUUGGUAGUGGUGGUAGUAGUAGUAGUACAACAACUAUUGAAAUGGAUUCUGUACAUUCAAAAUUAGAAAAUUUCGAUUUAAAUCGUCAUCAUCAUCCUCAUCAUCCUCCUCAGCAUAAUAAACAAUUUAUUACAAAUUGUACAUCCACUCCUGACGCCGGUGACAGCAGUCAUCCUCAUAAUAAUACUCAUAACCAUAAUCUGGACGAUGAAUUUUCCGAGUUAUUUAAAUCCAAAUUAACAUUAGAUGUUAGUUCCACAGUAAUAAAUGACACGAUGGAUCCAUUAACUUCCGUGUGUUGUACCAUCUCUAAAGAUUUAACCACCAAUAAUCAUUGUAUUAUUCAUGAACAGAAGAAUAUGUUGCACAAUAAUAAUACUAAUACUACAGAGGAAUUAAUUGUUGUCGAGCGCGCUGACGAAUCUGAUUCACAACAACACCAACCACAACCGUCCACAUCGAAUGUCAAUAAUCAUGACGGAACUAACGCAGAGAAUAUUCAAGAUUUUUUUGGAUUACCUGCUUCGCAUGAAUUAACAUCGCAAGUGUUUGCCGUAACACCAUUAAAUUGGUGUCCGCAUUUAACUUCUGUCCAACAUAAUCCGAAUUGGAAACCUGAUAUUCAUAGUUUAUGUGGUGAUUGUAAUCAUUUCAAUGAAAAUUGGGUUUGUCUAUCGUGUUAUGCAGUUUAUUGUAGUCGUUAUGUGAAUUCACAUAUGCUUGAACAUUAUGUCAAAAUGAAACAUCCAUUGGUACUUAGUUAUGCUGAUUUAUCUAUUUGGUGUUAUGAAUGUGAAUCCUAUGUACAUAAUGAGAUCCUAUUCAAUAUAAAACAAGCUGUUCAUCAAGCCAAAUUCGGUGAAACUAUCAAAUCCAAUGAUUCUUUGUGA